This is a messenger RNA of Racocetra persica, 144 nucleotides long. The record is from the annotation of a GenBank genome assembly. Lineage: Eukaryota; Fungi; Glomeromycota; Glomeromycetes; Diversisporales; Gigasporaceae.
CUAUAUAAAUCAAAGCUUAAAAAUCGCUGCUCUAAAAACUAUGAUAAAGCAAAAAAGAAGGUGUUGGAGAUAGAAGAAUGCAAUAGAGACAGGGCUCUCAAUGAAUAUAAGAAUCAAAUAUAUCUGAAGAAACUUCAUAUCCAA